CUAAUGCAUAUAGGCCACUAUUGUUGCUCAUUAGUUUGCGCCUAGGAUUCACUAUUCACUACUCCGCACCGCUUCUACAAGACAUCAUUCAUCUCACCGAUAGCGUUACCGGAGGUCUUCAGAAGCAACAUAUUAUCUAUUAUAUAUUAUUCAGUCUUGCUUAAAAAGCCUCACUUAACAUAUAUAAGACAAUAUAUUAUUCACUAUUUCCAUCAUGUCUAUAAGCAAGGAAGAAGCCGAGGCCCGUCUUAAGGCCCGGAAGCCGAUCCCAAAGCCGAAACCCGCAUAUCUACCCGUAACCGGGUCACCGCUAACAGUUAAUAAAGACUUAUACGAUACAAUCGCGAGCGCCCCGCGUUGCUUGGCCCAAGAGUUUGUAAUUUCUAUCAGGUCAGGUAGGGCUUGGAAAGCACCCGCUGGGUCGAUUGUGCGAAUCAGCACGCCCGAGGGUCCGCAGGUUGGAGACCUAAACAUCUGGAACGCUCAUAAUCCCCGGGAGAAGUUCUGGGCGGCGCGCACGAAGCAACUCUACGCUUCUCACGUCUCAACGUACGACAGACUAUGGUCGUGUCUGCCUUAUAUGCGCCCCCUCGUGACAAUUAUAGGUGAUAGUCUCUCCUGGUACGGUGUCGAUGAGCAUGGCGGCCGCGUCCACGACUUGCUGGGUACGGGGUGUGAUGGAUAUAUCUCAAGCGUGCUUUCGGGUAAGGGAUACGACUUUCACUGCCGUUCCAAUCUUACACGGGCCGUAAUUCCCUAUGGACUAAAUGAGAGCGACGUGCACGAUGUUAUCAACAUAUUUCAAGUCACGGGCCUAGAUGAGCAAGGGCGUUACUUUAUGAAUCCUUGUCCUGCCCAGAAGGGAGAUUACAUUGAGUUCUUAGCCGAGCAGGACAUAUUGAUGGCCCUGAGUACAUGUCCUGGGGGUGACCUAUCGCUAUGGGGCUUCGGUGCCGACAGCGAGAAGGAGAUGAUCAAGUGCUGCAGGCCACUAAAGGUCCAAGUCUUCACGCACGCGGAUCCAGGUCUACUGCAGAAAAGCGGGUGGAAACCUGCAGAAAUCGCACCGUACAAGGGGAUGCAUGGCUUGGUCGUUCCCGAGGGAGAACAUGACGCGACUAGAUCGUAAAAAGUACAUUCCAACCAAUGCAAGAUAUAUAUAGUAGUGGAAGCAUAUACCAAACUCA
Messenger RNA from Daldinia decipiens, 1187 nucleotides. RefSeq lists its product as uncharacterized. The transcript has 3 exons. The coding region runs from base 215 to 1129 and encodes 304 amino acids. NCBI's taxonomy places the organism in Eukaryota, Fungi, Ascomycota, Sordariomycetes, Xylariales, Hypoxylaceae. The record is from RefSeq and is a predicted model, not a curated record.